Messenger RNA from Lacerta agilis (Sand lizard), 1489 nucleotides. RefSeq names its product tubulin epsilon and delta complex 1 (gene TEDC1). NCBI's taxonomy places the organism in Eukaryota, Metazoa, Chordata, Lepidosauria, Squamata, Lacertidae. The transcript has 8 exons. The coding region runs from base 21 to 1385 and encodes 454 amino acids. The record is from RefSeq and is a predicted model, not a curated record.
GGGAAGCGGCUCCGAGGGCAAUGGCUGCGCGGGCAGCGCCCGCGUCGCGUCUCCCGGCGGCCGUGGGGGCUCUCGGGGCCGCCUUACCCGGGCCCCGCGUCCCCCCGGAGGCCUUCCGCCUCGCCAAGCUCGGCCGACCCCAUGCGACUGUAGUAUUCUGGAAACUACUGUACUCUCUUCUGAAGCAAUUCCAAGGUGGAGGAUGGAUGGAGACUGCUGACACAGGUAUCCAAAUCAGAUUCGUCAGGAGUGUAGUGUUGAGCCUUGGCUACAGAAGACCAGAAUUUUAUCAGCUUCCGUCUGAUGGUUCAGAGGGAAGCAAAGAACUACUAUUGGUAUUUUCCUGGCUUCUAUGCAGAAUCAGCUUAAUGGAGCAGUUACUGGCCCUAAAUAGAGUGAAACUUUGGGAUGAAGCAACUGUUUGCAUGUGUGAUACCCCUUUGAAAAGCCUGCAGGAUGGAGAAAGCCUGGCUCCAAAAUCUCAUAUGAAAGGCCAAAGGGAUGUCCGAUACCUGCAGUGGUUAAAUGGCCGUCUGCAGUUCCAGUGGCGAAAAUGCCACUCUGAACAGCAAGAACAAUGCAAGCUCCUGAAUAAGGUACAUUCAUACACAAUUGGUUCUCAUACUGAUCCCAUUAUUGGCCAUUUCUCCAUCACAGAAGCGGAUGUUGUAAGGCAACCAGAGAAUUACAAACAGUUGUUGCAGUUUGUUGAAUCGGAUAGCUCUCGACUGGAAGCCUUUCUCAAGUGGAAGCUCCUGGAACCAGUUUACUGGCAUUGGAUGGAGACCCUUUUCAGUCCUGAAACAGAAGGUGCAAAACCCAACAACACGUUUAACAAGGACACCAUUUUGCCAAGUGCUGAUCUGUAUUGUUAUGGCAUUAAGAGAACAAUUCAAGAACUGGACAGAUACAGGAAAGAUCUGUUGACUCUAUAUGAUGGGCUGGGUGAGCUUAUAGCCAACAAGAGACUGAGCUGCUGUGGAACGGUCCGAGCAAGAGAGCAGGAACAGCUAGGAGAGAGCGAGUUCUGCGGGGCUGUCAAAAAAGCACAAGACGCCGUGGAGCUGAAGCUGUCUGAUCUGAAAUGCCACAGUAGUGGCAAUAGAAUCGGCACGAUGCAUGGACCAUACAGACUUGUAUUUAAAGGCAAGUGUUUAAAGACCACCAAAACGGCCAGGUCAGCAAAACCCCAGAAAUCCAUCGCAGAAGGUGCAACAGCAACAGAUGUGAUCAGGGAUCUGAGAAAAAAAGAAGCAAGGCUGAAGGCAGAGCUGAAGCGGAGACAGGAAGAAGGCAGGCAGAAGGUUUAUGAAGCUGCCCAAGGACUUGGCCAGGUGCUUUGCAUCCCACCAAUGAAAAGACCACAAACCAGAGAUGCUGACUGAAUGUAGAAGUUGGUGCUGUUCAUUAUCUAUGAAGGGACAGUCUUGGGCCUUCCAUGAGGCUGUUGUCCAUGCCUGCUCCGACCUUCUAGGAGCAAUUUGUAUGA